This is a messenger RNA of Cervus elaphus (red deer), 2770 nucleotides long. It is a transcript of the gene LDB2, whose product is annotated as LIM domain binding 2. NCBI's taxonomy places the organism in Eukaryota, Metazoa, Chordata, Mammalia, Artiodactyla, Cervidae. Gene Ontology annotation, molecular function: LIM domain binding. The record is from RefSeq and is a predicted model, not a curated record. Gene Ontology annotation, biological process: positive regulation of transcription by RNA polymerase II; nervous system development; negative regulation of transcription by RNA polymerase II. Gene Ontology annotation, cellular component: nucleus; transcription regulator complex. The transcript is spliced from 8 exons. The coding region runs from base 258 to 1199 and encodes 313 amino acids.
UCCCUGCCGCCCGCUCUCCGGUCUCUCUCGCUUUAGAGGCUCCCACGGCAGUUCCCAGCCACUGUGUUCAGCCUGCCUGCCUGCCUCUGUGUGUGCGUGUGUGUGUGCGUGCGUGUGUGUGAGUGUGUGUAUGCGCGCGCGCGCGUGUGUGCGAGCGUGUGCGUGCGGCUACUUUGUAGUGGGGAGAACACAGCCCAUGUGCUCUGCAUGGACGUUACUGAUACUCUGUUUGGCUUGAUUUUCGACAAGCAGGCAAGAUGUCCAGCACACCACAUGACCCCUUCUAUUCUUCUCCUUUCGGACCGUUCUAUAGGAGACACACACCCUAUAUGGUACAACCAGAGUACCGAAUCUAUGAGAUGAACAAGAGGCUGCAGUCCCGCACCGAGGACAGCGACAACCUCUGGUGGGACGCGUUUGCCACCGAGUUUUUUGAAGAUGAUGCCACAUUAACCCUUUCAUUUUGUUUGGAAGAUGGACCAAAGCGAUACACUAUUGGCAGGACCCUCAUCCCUCGUUAUUUUAGCACUGUGUUUGAAGGAGGGGUGACCGACCUGUACUACAUCCUCAAACACUCGAAGGAAUCCUACCACAACUCAUCCAUCACGGUGGACUGCGACCAGUGUGCGAUGGUCACCCAGCACGGGAAGCCCAUGUUUACCAAGGUGUGUACAGAAGGCAGACUGAUUUUGGAGUUCACCUUUGACGACCUCAUGAGAAUAAAAACGUGGCACUUUACCAUUAGACAAUACAGAGAGUUAGUCCCAAGAAGCAUUCUAGCCAUGCAUGCACAAGAUCCUCAGGUCUUGGAUCAACUGUCCAAAAACAUCACCAGGAUGGGGCUGACAAAUUUCACCCUCAACUACCUCAGGUUGUGUGUAAUACUGGAGCCAAUGCAAGAACUGAUGUCCAGACAUAAAACUUACAACCUCAGUCCGCGGGACUGCCUGAAGACCUGCUUGUUUCAGAAGUGGCAGCGGAUGGUGGCGCCGCCAGCAGAACCCGCAAGGCAACCGACGACCAAACGGAGGAAACGGAAAAACUCCACCAGCAGCACCUCCAACAGCAGCGCGGGCAACGCGGCCAACAGCGCCGGCAGCAAGAAGAAGACCGCGGCCGCCAACCUGAGUCUGACCAGUCAGGUACCUAUUGCUAGCAUUGCUCGUUCUCCGGUGUCAGGCUGCACACUAAGGACAUAAACUCGCGUGGUUGUUUCCCGUCAGGAGGCGAUGUUUAUUUCCUGUAGAAAUCCAAUAUGCGUCUUGGCCCCCCCGCCACUGAGACUUGGCCCCGGUGUUACAGGACACGGUGUGUCUGACCCGGGUCCCCCAGCGCCUCCUCCCGCGAGUGUUUUAAGUGGGCUUCUCUCUUCCAAGGUUCCCUGUAAUAAUGUCAGCUGCUGUUCACAGGAUGUGAUGGUGGUAGGAGAGCCAACUCUGAUGGGAGGUGAGUUUGGGGACGAGGACGAAAGGCUAAUCACUAGAUUAGAAAACACGCAGUAUGAUGCGGCCAACGGCAUGGACGACGAGGAAGACUUCACCAAUUCACCCGCCCUGGGGAACAGCAGUCCAUGGAACAGUAAACCUCCGGCCACUCAAGAGACCAAAUCAGAGAACCCCCCGCCCCAGGCUUCCCAGUAAGAGUGACCGGCUCCAGAAUCCACUGUCCAUAGCCCCCAUGGGUCACGCUCACUAUUUCAGAUCCUUACUUACAGGAGAGGAAGGAGCAGACAUUAAAACUUUGCCAUGCAGAUACCGAUCUCUAAACCACAAUGAUCUGAGUUUCUUUCUUCCUUUUUUUUUUUUUUAAUUGAGAGGACCAUUCCAAAUAAACGUCCAUGACCCCUCCCUGGAGGCCUUCGCAGGUAACACAGAUACUGGCACUGAUCAUAAUUAAAACAAGAGCAAAUGCUAGCGCUUCUCCUGGCUCAGUUUGAACCUUGUUUGUUAAUUUCCUUUCGCCAACCCCGCAUCCCACCAUCCAACGAAGGCCAUAUUGUCAGUAAACCCUCAGUGCUCAGGAUCCCAUUCUAUGCCGAAUCCAACUACAGAUGACUUUUUAAUAUUGUAAAAUAUUUUCUGCUUUUUGACUUGCAUCUGAGAGUUUCUUGUUUCAGUAAAAAAGGAAAAGGAAAAAAAAUCCGCUUUUGGAAAGUAAUUUAAACGUACCUUUAUUAUUAUUUUUUUUUCUCCUUCACCUUUUCUUUCUUUGGGUAACAGCGAAGAGGGCCCAGCAGGGUAAUUCAUGGCCAAGCUAAUGUCAGUUGGUCCUCGAUCCCGAGCUGGUUCAGUCGCGCCCGAGUGCAGAAACAAGAAAUGUCUUUUUGUCAUCAGAGACACCAAGACAGAUUUUUAUGUAAAGAAAGGCACCUGGCCCCUUGAGAAUGUAUUCGUUUGUAAAAUUGCUGUUGAUCCAAAUAUUUCAAGCCAUGUAAUCCAUUAAUUUUGUGGGCAGUUUAAUAAAUCUGAAACUUUUGGGUUUCUUUUUUUUUUUUUAUUGUAUCUGAGUUUACUGUUGUUUCUCUUCAUAGUAUAUUUCCUGUAUAAUAUUUUGUAAAGCCCUCACCUGGUUCUUUUAUGGGGACUUUUCUUUGGGGGCAAUUCCAGUGUAUUUAUGUGAAACUUUAUAAAAGAACUAAUUUUUCCAUUUGCAUAUUAAUAUGUUCCUCUAUACAUGUAAAGACACAGUGGCUCGUGUGUUAUAAAACAGCUGUAUUUUAUGUAUGCUUUAAUGAUAAGUGUGCCAAUAAUAAACUGUGUUAACGACCAAA